AAUCCUGGAAAACUCUCUUCAUACAUUGUUCUUGGGUCCCUGGAAAGGUGCUAUAAAUUUUAAGUUACUCUAACCCUCUGGGUUCUAUUGUGGUUAUUUGUCUUUUUUUUUUUUUUAAACUGAACGGUUAAUGUAAAUUUACGGAAACUGGAUAUUUUUUUUCGGAUUUUAGGAAUCAAACUUCAGAUAUACCGUUUCAACAGAAUACCAUUUAUGUAACGUGGUCCCCUUUUCCGAAUUGAAACUACAAUUUGAUACUAAUGACAAGAACUGAUGUUAGCUAAAAACUGCAAUAAAAGACAGCAAAAAAAACAAGCUUGAAAACUACAUACUGUCUGUGCAUGGACAAAAAUGACAACGAACAAGCUGAAAGGUUAGUAAAAAUCGAAGAACUGGGAUAACAUUUUUUUUUUCAAACUGUUGGUCUCAAACUGGCUUUUGCUUUUUUGUUUUGCGACCUUACAUGCCGGAAGUACGCGAUCAUUUCCGGGGCUAUCUUUGCCAUUCAUUCGCCUCCCUCUUUAGCAUGCCAAAAAUACAGUCUAGCUACUACUACAGUCUAAUUUAACAUUCAGUUUGGUUCAAUCAAAAAAAACGAUGGCGACAAACUGUCUUGUCGCUAGCAUGAACGCUUGCUGCCUCAAGCCCACGAUAACAACAACGCCAUAGUUGGACUUGACACGAGUAGUCGUCUUGCUUGCGACCAUAAUGGUUUUCCUGCACUGGCGCAUUCUCUUCAGUCGAUUUUCCAAAUCCAAACCGCAAGCAGGUGUCGCGCAGCUGUGGCGACAGUGCGAGACCCGCGACAACUUCAUCCGGGAAAAUACACAAGCAAGACAUAACGGAAGUACCAUGGCUAAAAGAAUGUCGUCAAGUGCACCAGCUUCAAGCCAAGAUGGACCGAAGAGAGUUUCUAUUGAGGGAAACAUCGCUGUUGGGAAGUCAACCUUCUCAAGACUCUUGGAGGCAACUUGUCCGGGCUGGCAAGUGGUUGCAGAACCUGUCAGCAAAUGGCAGAACAUUGACAGCGGGACCUCAAAUGGGCCAUCUCCCCAGAAGACGGUGAGCAACCUGCUGGACAUGAUGUACCGGGAUCCUCAGCGCUGGUCCUACACCUUCCAGACGUACUCCUGCAUGAGCCGCCUGAAAACUCAGCUGCAGCCUGCUCCCGCUCGCCGCCUCCCCUCACGGGGAGCGCCGGUGCAGGUUUACGAGCGCUCCGUCUACAGCGACAGAUACAUCUUCGCCCUGAACAUGUACGAGCUGGGGUGCAUCAACGCGACAGAGUGGGCAGUCUACCAGGACUGGCACUCGCUCCUGGUGGAACAGUUUGGACACCGGGUGGCGCUAGAAGGCAUCAUCUAUCUCAAUGCACCUCCUGAGAAAUGUAUGGAGCGCCUGCAGCGGCGAGGGAGGCCCGAGGAGGAGAAUGUGCAGCUGGACUAUCUCCAUAAGUUACACGAGCAGCAUGAGAGGUGGCUUGUGGAGAAAACCACUGAGAUCCAUUUUGAGUCGUUGAAAAACAUUCCCGUGUUGGAGCUGGAUGCCAGUGUGGAGUUUCAGAGUGACCCAACAGCACAGGAGAACUUCAUCCGACAGGUGAAAGAUUUCUUCAAGGUUUUAUGAGGAGAGAGUCGUCCGCACGUGUGAUGACACCAGCAGAACUGUCAUGUAACAUGAAUCCUGGCAGAGACACAAGUUGAAAGAAUCAGUCAAUAGUCGACUAGAUGUAGUUAGUGUUGGACCACACCCUUUGAAGCGCACUGUUUUUAUUUAAAUGUUUACUUGCAAAACAGUUUGUUCUGUUAGACUCUCUGCACAUUUAAUUAGAGACACACGCAUACUAACUCCAAUUAGAUCCGAUAGAAGAGCUGCAUCUAAAGUAUGCCUUUACAAAGGUAAUGCCCACUUUUGAUUAAUACUGUUAUAGGUAUUAAUUAUUCAUUCAUCUUCCGUUGCGGUUAUCCUCACUAAUUACUCUUAUUGCAAUACGCGAGGACCCAAAAUACGCAAUUGCACAGUAUAAACUGCAACUACAAAUGCAUGGUUGACGACCACAAUGUGUUUCAAACAGCACAGAUAGUGUCAAAACAGCAUUAUUAUUUUUAUAAAGGCAUAUUUUGGCUCACAUUAUACAUAUGCAUCACACAAUAUUACACUUAGAUGCAGAUUAUCAUCACCCCCACUUGUGAUGGUAAUUUGAGAUAUCUGUUGCAUUACAUUUUGUGUGUUUUUAAUACAUUCCUGGAUGUUUGUCUGUUAAUAAAGUUUUCUCUUGUUUUCA
Messenger RNA from Phyllopteryx taeniolatus (common seadragon), 2284 nucleotides. It is a transcript of the gene dguok, whose product is annotated as deoxyguanosine kinase. Gene Ontology annotation, biological process: nucleobase-containing compound metabolic process. Lineage: Eukaryota; Metazoa; Chordata; Actinopteri; Syngnathiformes; Syngnathidae. Gene Ontology annotation, molecular function: ATP binding; deoxynucleoside kinase activity. Bases 709 to 1626 code for a protein of 305 amino acids. The record is from RefSeq and is a predicted model, not a curated record. Gene Ontology annotation, cellular component: cytoplasm; mitochondrion. The transcript has 7 exons.